AUGACAUCCGAUGUACAACCGCUUUGGACAUUGUUCAGAAGAACCGCGGUGAAUCCUCUCAUCAUAUCUUCCCUCGGUCUAUUUCUAUACGGUCUUUACAUCCUCCUCUUCCGUAUUUCCCUUGUACUACUCCGAAAGCGGGGGAAAACCCGAGGACAUUCAUUCCAUCGAGUUUCUCUGACGACUCUUUUUGUUCUUGCUUCCAUCGGAGUCCCGUUAGGGAUGAUGUUUGAUCUGCUUGUCGUGGCAGGGUCGUUUUGGGAACUUGCACGGCCGGGGUUGGAGUUUCCGUUCCCGUUGGAGCGUUUACAACUUGUUCUUCAGAUCACUCGAUAUUUGAUACUCUUUUUUAUGGGAUUUACCGUCGACUGUAUUCUGAUCUUUCGGUGUUAUGUUAUCUUUGGCUAUCGAAGGAGGUUCUUUUUCGUACCUCUCGUUCUCUGUAUCGUCAUUGAUUUGGGAGCCAUAAUCACCGGAAUUUGGGACGCUGUGGAAACGAAGAAGAUUGAGAAUGAUCCGAAUUGGGUUAACCUCCUGGAUAAUAUAGCCAACUCGUUUUUGGGCGCUAGCGCAUUGUUUAAUUUCGUGCUCACGGGUGCGAUAGCUGGUAAAGUUUGGUCAGUCUUGCGUGGGAGUCUUGCUGUGGAUGAAUGGACGAAGAGACGGUUUAAAACGAUUGUUUCUAUUGUGCUCGAAUCGGGAUUGCUGUAUUCACUUACGAUAGCUGUGAUGAUUGUUGGAAAUCUCCUUGGCGCGGAGACGUUUGAUAUUGGAUCGAUUAUGAUGCAGACUUCGGGAAUCGCACCGACGCUUAUGAUUGUUCGUGCCAACAUUAGUCGGGGUCUUGAAGACGAGGAAGAGGAUCAAGACACUCAGUUCAAUCUUAGUACUCGAUUUGGUGUUAGUACUGGAAGCGUUACUGAGCGUGAGGAAGGCAAGUCAGGUGUUAUGGUAUUGACUCGUGAGUCGUAG
Messenger RNA from Marasmius oreades (fairy-ring Marasmius), 972 nucleotides. RefSeq lists its product as uncharacterized. Bases 1 to 972 code for a protein of 323 amino acids. The record is from RefSeq and is a predicted model, not a curated record. The transcript is spliced from 9 exons. Lineage: Eukaryota; Fungi; Basidiomycota; Agaricomycetes; Agaricales; Marasmiaceae.